CACUUUUUGAAGACACGCACACGCAACACCCUCAUUCACACAAUUCUUCUUUCCUCGUCUACUUCCCGCCCUCUUUUAACCAGCAGUACUCGAGUCGCAAGACGCCUCUGCCAAUCGCUACGAAAGUCAAUAACCAACAAACCCACCAAACAAAAGGAGCAGGACCAAUCAGAAGGACAUCAUGGUCGAGAACAAGGAAGUCGCUAUCACCGUCCCCGCCGCAGACAAUUCCCCCAUGGAGGAAGACAAGCCUUUGAAGAAGUCGCCAAAAGAGCUCAAGGAUGCGCCUAUCAAAGAGGAGCUGUCUGAGGAGGAUCAGGAGCUCAAGAACCAGCUCGAGAUGUUAAUCGACAGGCUGAAGGAACCCGAUACGAAGCUUUACAACGCAACGCUUGAAACCCUUCGUACUCUCAUCUUGACUUCGACGAGCUCUAUGACUUCUGUCCCCAAGCCGCUGAAGUACCUGCGCCCCAUGUACCCUGAUAUGGUGACGAUUCACGAAUCCUGGCCAGAGAGCGCAGACAAGAAAUUCUUGGCCGACAUUCUCUCGAUCUUGGCCAUGACUUAUGACGACGACAAGUUGGACACCCUCAAGUACCGCAAGUUGGGUUCUCAAAACGCCAUUGGAUCAUGGGGACACGAAUAUGUCAGGCACCUGUCGACAGAAAUUGGAUUAGAAUACGAGAGGCGACAGGAGAGUGAGGCUGACACAUCGGAUCUUAUUGCCCUUGCGUUGGAAGUUGCGCCAUUUUUCCUGGCUCACAAUGCCGAAGCAGACGCAGUCGAUCUGCUGAUGCAGCUGGAUAUCAUGCCAAAGUUGGUAGACUUCGUGGACAAGAAUUCCUAUAAGCGUGUCUGCCUUUAUAUCUCAAGCUGUGUGAACUACUUGGAGUCGCCAGAUGAUGCUAUCUGCCUACGUACCGCUCAUGACAUCUAUUUGAAGCACAGCAAGUAUGCCGAGGCCCUGUUGAUCGCCAUCCGCAUGUCGGACAAGGCGCUCAUCCAGAGUAUCUUUGACAACUGCCAGGACCCUCUCUUGAAGAAGCAGCUUGCUUUCAUGCUUGCAAGACAACAGCUCUCGGUUGAGACUGAGGACGAGGACCUCCAAAACUGCAUCAACAACACCCACCUGACCACCCACUUCAUCAGCCUCGCUCGUGAACUCGAUUUGAUGGAGCCCAAAACGCCCGAGGACAUUUAUAAAUCUCACCUUGAACACAAGCGCGCCACUGGUGUUGCACAGGUGGAUUCUGCCCGCCAGAACUUGGCGUCAACCUUUGUAAAUGCAUUUGUAAAUGCUGGCUUUGGGGUUGACAAAUUGAUGUUGAGCGAGGAGGACGACGGUGGCUGGAUCUUCAAGAACAAGGAUCACGGCAUGCUUAGUGCUUCUGCCUCCCUGGGCAUGAUUCUCCUAUGGGACGUUGACAUGGGUCUAAACCAAAUUGACAAGUACAUCUAUUCGGACGAUGAGAAUAUCAGAGCAGGAGCCUUGCUCGCUGUGGGUAUUGUCAACUCUGGCGUCCGCAACAUGGCCGAUCCCGCAUUGGCUGUUCUCUCGGAACAUUUGGAGGACACCAAGUCAACCACGAACCGCGUCGCUGCCAUUCAGGGUCUGGGUCUUGCAUAUGCUGGCUCUGCUCGCGAGGAGCUUUCUGAACUACUUCUGCCCAUUGUCAGCAACUCUGAUAUUGCCAUGGAGCUGUCCUCAUUUGCCGCCCUCGCCUUGGGUCAGAUCUUUGUCGGUACAUGCGACGGAGAGAUUACUAGCACCAUCUUGCAGACGAUGCUUGAGCGUGCAGACGGUCAGCUCGGCGAGACGUUCAGUCGCUUCAUGAGUCUCGGUCUUGGCUUACUUCACCUCGGUACUCGUGGUCAGAGCGAUGUGACCUUGGAGACUUUGAAGGCGAUUGAGCAUCCUAUUGGUCAGAGGACAAGUGUGAUUGUUGAGAUUUGCGCAUACGCUGGCACUGGCGAUGUGCUCCACAUCCAGCGCAUGCUUCAUUACUGCAACGACCACUUUGACGCCGAGAGUAAUACCGACGACGAGUUCCAGGCAUUCGCUGUCAUCGGUAUCGCCCUGAUUGCUCUCGGAGAGGAUAUCGGAGCAGAGAUGGCCUUGAGGUCCUUUACACAUUUAAUGCAUUAUGGUGAACCAGUGAUCCGCAAGGCUGUUCCACUGGCCAUUGGUCUCCUUUGCGCAUCCAACCCCGUCUUGUCUGUUCUGGACACCCUCGGCAAAUACUCCCACGACACUGACAUCGAGGUUGCCUUGAACUCGAUUUUUGCUAUGGGUAUGGUCGGAGCAGGAACCAACAAUGCACGUGUCGCUCAGAUGCUCCGUCAUCUCGCUUCUUACUACCACAAGGAUGCUAGCUGUCUGUUUGUCGUCCGCCUUGCACAGGGACUGUUGCACAUGGGCAAGGGUACUCUGACAAUCAAUCCUCUCAACACCGACCGCCAGAUUAUGUCACCCGUUGCUCUGUCAGGUCUUUUGACAACCCUGUUCGCAUUCACGGACGUCAAGACACUUAUCUUGGGUCGCCACCACUAUCUGCUGUACUCGCUUGUAACGGCGAUGUACCCAAGGUUCCUGAUUACGUUGAACGAGGAGUUGGAGUCCGAGGCUGUUGCUGUUCGUGUGGGUCAGGCUGUGGACGUUGUUGGACAGGCUGGUCGGCCCAAGACCAUCACCGGAUUCCAGACACAUUCGACACCUGUCUUGCUGGCUUACUCAGAGCGCGCAGAACUCUCAACAGAAGAAUACUUAGCACAGGCUCCUGUCUUGGAAGGCUUCGUGUUGCUGAAGAAGAAUCCGGAUUACGUGGAAGAAACAAAGGCAUAGACGGUGCGGCGGACUCCUCAGGUCAAAUGGGAGAACGGCAUGUGUAUAUCAAAGAACAAAAAACAAGAACUCGCUCGUCUCCUUUGCGCCCAGUUCGCUAUGUCUUUUUUAUUAUUCCCAUAGAUGCGGGGAUGGUACAGGUCAUUCAUUGUCGAAUAAAGCGAGAAAUGAAAAAAGU
Gamsiella multidivaricata is the source of this 3020-nucleotide messenger RNA. Its product is annotated as armadillo-type protein. The transcript has 10 exons. Gene Ontology annotation, molecular function: enzyme regulator activity. Gene Ontology annotation, cellular component: proteasome regulatory particle, base subcomplex; nucleus; proteasome complex. Bases 182 to 2842 code for a protein of 886 amino acids. Gene Ontology annotation, biological process: regulation of protein catabolic process; proteasome-mediated ubiquitin-dependent protein catabolic process. The record is from RefSeq and is a predicted model, not a curated record. NCBI's taxonomy places the organism in Eukaryota, Fungi, Mortierellomycota, Mortierellomycetes, Mortierellales, Mortierellaceae.